Molecule: messenger RNA, 744 nt
Organism: Trichoplax adhaerens
Lineage: Eukaryota; Metazoa; Placozoa; Uniplacotomia; Trichoplacea; Trichoplacidae
Exons: 5
Coding region: 1-744 (247 amino acids)
Source: RefSeq, a predicted model, not a curated record
AUGCCUUUUCAGUUUGAGAGUGUUUUAGUAACAGGAAGUAGCCGUGGGAUCGGUUUCGAAAUGGUUCGCCAACUAGCUAAUUUAUCAUGCCCACCCAAGUAUAUUUUUGCUUCUUGUAGAUCUCCUGAUGGCGAAGCAGCAAAGGAGCUACGGGACUUUGCAUCAGAACAUAGCAACGUCAUAAUUAUUCAAUUAGAUGCCUUAUCGAAUGAUUCGAUUCAAAAAUCGGCUGUUUUGGUUAAAGAGAAAUUGGACAAUGAUGGACUCGAUCUUAUAGUCAAUAAUGCAGGAAUUUUGACAAGAUCCCCUAACUUUCUAGAUGUAACAGAGGAGGAUAUGAUGCGUGUGUAUAAAACUAACGUGGUAGGACCCUUCCAAGUCAUACAGGCUUAUCAUUCGCUUUUAGCUAAGGCAGGUCAGAAAAAAGAUUUUGCUGCUAUUCUAAACAUUUCCGGUACCCUAGGAUCAUGCGAAAAAUCAAAUUUUGGUGGUUUAUAUCCUUAUGCCAUAUCGAAGGCAGGCAUGAAUAGAAUGACGAAAGGCUUAAGCUGUGAGCUAAUUCGUGAUAAUAUCAUGAUCAUGUGCAUUUGUCCAGGUUGGGUAAGGACUGCAUUAGGAGGUUUGGAUAAAGCCAGGCUAUCACCACAAGAAUCUGUUGAAAAUAUCGUCAAAAUUAUUGAAUCUAUGGAUAAAGAUAAAAAUGGAAUCUAUUGCAACAAUACAGGUCAAAUCAUCCCAUGGUAA